AUAAUGUGAUAGUACGCGAGUGCCAUGCACUACUGCAUCUCUCGUGUUGGUUGCUUCUAAUUUCUAUGAACCUUUUUCCUCUGCAAGAAUCUAAUUAUGUUUCUGUUUACUUAUUUCAUUUUUUUACAAUGUAUGCAUAUUAAACACCAAAUAAAUAGAAAAAAGUUCAUCUAAACUAUUUGAUAUUAGAGAAGUAAAUAUAUACUUAUUCUUGAUAUCAAUAAAGUACGUUUCUCACUAAAUUUAAGUGUGCAAAUACAUUUUUAUUUGCUAGCUUUAGAGGAAUUUUGUCUUUAAUAAAUAACAAAGAUAAAUUCUUAUUUUUCCCCCAUAAAAAACUGUCUUAAAACAAUUUCUACAUGUAAGGCAUAGAUAACUAUGGGACUAAUCGUUGGGUUGAGUGUGGUGGUAGAUAAAGUACCAUAAAUAGCCAAGUUCGUCCCUGAAAGUGUCCACCGCCUUCAACUUCGUCCCUAAACUUCUAAAAUGACGCCCGUGGUCCUUGGAAGUGGCAAAUCUCCCUCAUUGAUGGUCCUUCGUUAAAAAAAAGUAACUUCCGUUAACGGAAGUGUGACAUGGAUUUUCUUUUUUUAUAAAUCCAUAGCUGAUGUGGAAUGUUAACGUUGUGGAUGUUUGGGAAGGGUUCAAUUUAGUCCUUCCAGCCCUUUAUAUGAUGAUGAACCCUAAAAUCUCAAAUUCCCCUAAUUCGCAUAACCCUAACCUUCCAAGCUUCCUUCGUCAUUUCCUCUGAAUUCUCCUUCCCUCUCUGUCGCAAUUGAACACACAAUGAGUGGGAGCUCCAAGUCGCGGAUUCAACCGAACAAUUGCAGGAAUUACAGUGCUUCUUCAUCCUCUCGUGUGCAUGCUGUUGUUCCCCACUGCAAAUGUGGUCAAGAGGCUGUGGUUAGGGUCUCGAGGACUGAUUUGAACCCAGGAAAAGCUUUCUAUAGUUGCUAUUUACCUAAGGGUCAUGUGUCCAAUUGUAAUUUUUUUCGUUGGGUUGAAGAAGAAGGUGAAGUGGUUUCAAAUGGGCAGAACCCUAACAACAAUGAUGAAGAAGUGAGGCUGUUGAAGGAAAUUUUGUUGCAGAAUCAGACCUUGUUGCAGGAGGUAGUGAUGAUGAAGGAGAUUAUGCAGAAGAAGAAUGAGUUUUUGGUUGAAGAGAUUAGGAUCAUGAAGGGAAUUAUGCUGAAGAACAAUGACACUCAUAUGCAACAAAUUCACUUCAUGAAAUCAUGUGUGAUAUUCAUGGGAUUUGCUGUGUUGUUUAUGGUGUUUUUGAAACUGUUUGUGUAGAAUGAGUGAACCUAGGGGAGAGGGGGGGAGGGAAGCAGUUUGUAAUCAUGUAUUGUUUUUCUGUAUUAGUCUAUUGAAC
Lotus japonicus is the source of this 1375-nucleotide messenger RNA. RefSeq lists its product as uncharacterized. The transcript is spliced from 2 exons. Gene Ontology annotation, molecular function: zinc ion binding. The record is from RefSeq and is a predicted model, not a curated record. Bases 787 to 1296 code for a protein of 169 amino acids. NCBI's taxonomy places the organism in Eukaryota, Viridiplantae, Streptophyta, Magnoliopsida, Fabales, Fabaceae.